CCUGUGGGCUCUCUCGUUGCCGCGCGCCGCCCUUUUUUUGCCUCCGAUGAUUCCCGACAGGAAGCGUGACCGUCAUGCAAUAUCAGAGUGCUUUGCUGCACGCAGACCACUCCCACCGCUGCUGCUGGCCCUCCUCUUCUGUGCCACAUUGCGUAUGCUCUCUGCUGAUUAGUAAAUAAGCACGCUCACUAUACCGACUGUCUGGCGAUCGUGGCCGCCAGGAGGGGCAAGGCCAGACAGUGUUUUAUCUAGGGUAAGGUACCGGGCGCGUGCCCUGACGUCGCUCUCUUUGGUUCUGUUCCAGGGUUGAGAGAAUGGAUGAUUAAUGGCAAGGUCAGCCGGGCGUGGACCGGGACUGCUAGUUAAUAAAGAGAAGAGCAGAUCGAUCGUAUAUGUGGUGUGGUGUGUGGUGUGGUGUAAGUGCGUAAAUGUUUUGGAAAUGCGAGGCGUGCGUGUGCGUGCGCAUGCGUUAGGUUGCCUGCCUGCCUGUGUGCGUGCGUGUCAGUGGUUGCACGCAGCCAUUCGUUGCAGGCACGGGCGAGAACAAAAAAGCAACAAUGGAACCUACUCCGAACCCAAGCCGAGGUUAUGUCCGCAGGCCUGCAGCAAGGGGUGGAAGGCAGAAGCGGUCUAUUCUAGGGGUCACAGCCAGCUAGCUUCACACACAAAGAAACGAGCAACGAGCGACGAACGACGAACGACGGACGACGAACGACGAACGACGAGCUGGGACAGGAAGAAAACCCCACACCACCAACUCUCAGCCUCUCCACGCCAGUCGUCCCAGUUCCAGCGUGACGGGAGGGGAACAGGGAAAUACAGCGAACGCGGUCCGCAGCACAUAGCACUGCACGUACGUGGUGUAAAAUAUGUGAGCCAUAACGACGUCGGCCUUUGGACCAUCGACGUAAUGCUGCCACCUCCCCUCACCUGGGCACCUGGGCGUUGAUUGCUUGAAUUGCAUCUGGGCUGCUGAUCAAUGCAGCACAGAAGCGGGGAGCUGGACAGGGAACCAAGAGGUGAUCCCAAGGAUGCGACGGCUUGCUAAGGUUGGCGGCUCCACGUGAGGGGUCAGCUUGCUCUCAUGAC
Molecule: messenger RNA, 1089 nt
Organism: Lasiosphaeria miniovina
Lineage: Eukaryota; Fungi; Ascomycota; Sordariomycetes; Sordariales; Lasiosphaeriaceae
Exons: 1
Coding region: 326-949 (207 amino acids)
Source: RefSeq, a predicted model, not a curated record